Messenger RNA from Culex pipiens pallens (northern house mosquito), 823 nucleotides. RefSeq lists its product as uncharacterized. Gene Ontology annotation, cellular component: extracellular region. Gene Ontology annotation, molecular function: chitin binding. NCBI's taxonomy places the organism in Eukaryota, Metazoa, Arthropoda, Insecta, Diptera, Culicidae. The record is from RefSeq and is a predicted model, not a curated record. The coding region runs from base 35 to 769 and encodes 244 amino acids. The transcript is spliced from 2 exons.
AACGGAACCAUCUCACAACUGUACAAACUGCAAAAUGUUACGAACAGUAUUCCUCCUGCUUGUGGUGGCGUUGAUCCAGCACUCAGUUGCUGGACAGGAACUUCCUGGAAAGCUGGUGAAAUCUCGUCGAUCGUAUGCCACAAUGUUUCCUGUAGUCUGUAACCCAACUGGACAUUACGUGCAAUGUAAUUCCUGUUCUUCGUACAUGGUUUGUCUGUCGGGGAUGCAAACUAGUGGACCUUGUCCAGCAGACAAACCGUUCUGCAAUAACAACGCGUGCUCGGCUACUCCGGACUACGGUGCUUGUCCCGUCCCCAGCCUUAAUUGUACUGGAAGUGGAUAUUAUCCAGAUCCCAAAGCAUGCCAAUUCUACCAUUACUGCGAUGGAAAUGGAGCGAACUCAGACGUUUACGAAUGUCCUCGAAACUAUGUCUUCAAUCCAGUAACCACAUUGUGCAGACAAGAUGUCGAUAUUCGAUGUGACAGCGUUCAGUGCGAUCCAGACAAGAUAUUGCAGCGCUACGGAAGUAGUGACAAAUAUUUUGUGUUCUGUAGAGAUCAGGAAAUCCUUAUGGCCAAAUGUGAUGAUUUUCAUGUAUUUACCGGAACGAGUUGUGAAUUCGAGUGUGUACAUGAAGGCCGUUACCCACAUCCUGAUCCAUCCAAAUACUACCAGUGUUACUUUUUCGGAGAAAAGUUGGUAUCGCAAGAGAUGACAUGCCCGUUGAACAAAGUGUAUGAUGCUUACAGAGGAGUUUGUCUUGCAUAAAAUGCUUAGUUAUGUGAACGCAGUUUGUCUAAUUAAUAAACGUUGAAUAUACUA